Molecule: messenger RNA, 2624 nt
Organism: Neocloeon triangulifer
Lineage: Eukaryota; Metazoa; Arthropoda; Insecta; Ephemeroptera; Baetidae
Gene: Hsp83
Product: heat shock protein 83
Exons: 4
Coding region: 193-2340 (715 amino acids)
Biological process (GO): protein stabilization; cellular response to heat; protein folding
Cellular component (GO): cytosol; protein-containing complex; plasma membrane
Molecular function (GO): ATP-dependent protein folding chaperone; ATP hydrolysis activity; ATP binding
Source: RefSeq, a predicted model, not a curated record
CUUCCAACACCGGUCUCGAAAAGUCUAGCACGCCGGUCGAGCUUAUAUAUUUCCGCAGCUACCCCGCGCGACCAUACAUUCUUGAGCCACCCGAGUAUUAGGUCGCACCGACGACUUCCCUUGCUAAGGCUAUCAAAGAGUCGCAAAUUCUCUCAUCAACGCUUUAAAUCAGCUCCAAUAUCAAAUUCAAAGAUGCCCGAGGACAUUCAGAUGGAGGGAGCGGAAACCUUUGCCUUCCAGGCAGAAAUCGCCCAGUUGAUGUCCCUGAUCAUCAACACCUUUUACUCCAAUAAGGAAAUCUUCCUUCGAGAGUUGAUCUCAAAUUCUUCUGAUGCAUUGGACAAAAUCAGAUACGAGAGCCUGACUGACCCCAGCAAGCUUGAGAGCGGCAAAGAGCUUUACAUCAAGAUCAUUCCCAACAAGAAUGACCGCACUCUGACCAUCAUUGACACCGGUAUCGGCAUGACCAAGGCUGACCUGGUAAACAACCUGGGAACGAUCGCAAAGUCUGGCACCAAGGCUUUCAUGGAGGCUCUGCAGGCUGGUGCUGACAUCAGCAUGAUUGGUCAGUUUGGUGUUGGUUUCUACUCAGCCUACCUGGUUGCUGACAGGGUCACUGUGACCUCCAAGCAUAACGACGACGAGCAAUACACAUGGGAGUCAUCUGCUGGCGGAUCUUUCAUUGUUCGUCCCGACCACGGCGAGCCAAUGGGCCGCGGCACUAAGAUUGUCCUGCACAUCAAGGAGGACCUGCAGGAGUUCCUCGAGGAGCGCAAAGUCAAGGAAGUUGUGAAGAAGCACUCUCAGUUCAUUGGCUAUCCCAUCAAGCUGCUCGUUGAGAAGGAGCGUGACAAGGAGGUCAGCGACGAUGAGGCUGAGGAGGAGAAAGAUAAGGAAAAGAAGGAAGAUGAAGAGGAAAAGGAGCCCAAGAUAGAGGAUGUGGGCGAUGAGGAUGAAGACAAGGACAAGAAGAAGAAGAAAACCAUCAAGGAAAAGUACACGGAGGACGAAGAGCUCAACAAGACCAAGCCCAUCUGGACUCGCAACCCGGACGAUAUUGGCCAGGAGGAAUACGGCGAGUUCUACAAGUCUCUGACUAAUGACUGGGAAGACCAUUUGGCUGUAAAGCACUUCUCCGUUGAAGGUCAGCUUGAGUUCAGAGCUCUGCUCUUCAUUCCUCGUCGCGCUCCCUUCGAUCUGUUUGAGAACAAGAAGCGCAAGAAUAACAUCAAGCUGUAUGUGCGCAGAGUCUUCAUCAUGGACAACUGUGAGGAGCUCAUCCCCGAGUACCUCAACUUUGUCCGAGGUGUGGUUGACAGCGAGGAUCUGCCCCUCAACAUCUCUCGUGAAAUGCUCCAGCAGAACAAGAUCCUGAAGGUUAUUCGCAAGAACUUGGUCAAGAAGUGUAUGGAGCUCUUCGAUGAGAUUGCUGAGGACAAGGAAAACUUCAAGAAGUUCUACGAGCAGUUCUCAAAGAACCUCAAGCUGGGCAUCCACGAGGACUCCACCAACAGGAAGAAGCUGUCUGAGCUUCUCCGCUACAGCACCUCUGCCUCCGGAGACGACCAGUGCUCCUUGAAGGAAUAUGUUGCCCGCAUGAAGGAGAACCAGAAGCACAUCUACUACAUCACUGGCGAGAACAAGGACCAGGUGUCCAACUCGUCCUUUGUUGAGCGUGUCAAGAAGCGUGGCUUUGAGGUUGUGUACAUGACCGAGCCCAUUGACGAGUACGUCGUGCAGCAGCUGAAGGAGUUUGAGGGCAAGCAACUUGUCUCCGUCACUAAGGAGGGACUUGAGCUGCCUGAAGACGAGGCCGAGAUCAAAAAGCGUGAGGAGGACAAGGCCAAGUUUGAGAACUUGUGCAAGGUCAUGAAGGACAUUCUGGACAAGAAGGUGGAAAAGGUCGUGGUGUCCAACAGACUGGUCGAGUCUCCUUGCUGCAUCGUCACCUCUCAGUACGGCUGGACGGCCAACAUGGAGCGCAUCAUGAAGGCGCAGGCCCUGCGUGACUCUUCAACCAUGGGUUACAUGGCAGCUAAAAAGCACCUCGAGAUCAACCCCGACCAUCCAAUUGUUGAUGCACUGAGACAGAAGGCUGAUGACGACAAACAUGACAAGGCUGUCAAGGACUUGGUGAUGCUGCUCUUUGAAACUGCCCUGCUCAGCUCUGGCUUUGCCCUGGAGGAACCCCAGACCCACGCCUCUCGCAUUUACCGCAUGAUCAAGCUUGGUCUUGGCAUUGAUGAGGACGAAGCUCCUGUUGAGGCUCCAGUUGCUGAGGAGAUGCCACCUCUUGAGGGUGAUGCUGAGGACGUCUCCCGCAUGGAGGAGGUCGACUAAACCUUUUGCUGUUCCUUGCUGAAAUUCUCUUUAGUUGAUAGGUCUCAAAGUGAUUGUCCAGUCAUUCAGAAUGAUUGCAACACAAGUACUGAUAAUUUUUGACUUUGUAUUUAUUUACAGUGUCAAUUCUGUGCAUUAAUGUUUCAGUUCAUUCCACCCAUCAUAUUUUUUUUUAUUUCUUCCAUUUCAUAUAUACGUGAAUGAGCAUUCAACUUGAGUGAUUUUGAUUUACUAAGAUGAGAAAAUGACAAUGAAGUGAUAAUAAAAAUGAUAUCAACCCAUCA